Messenger RNA from Hemicordylus capensis (graceful crag lizard), 3801 nucleotides. It is a transcript of the gene FOXI2, whose product is annotated as forkhead box I2. The record is from RefSeq and is a predicted model, not a curated record. Gene Ontology annotation, molecular function: DNA-binding transcription factor activity, RNA polymerase II-specific; RNA polymerase II cis-regulatory region sequence-specific DNA binding. The transcript is spliced from 2 exons. The coding region runs from base 226 to 1365 and encodes 379 amino acids. Gene Ontology annotation, biological process: cell differentiation; regulation of transcription by RNA polymerase II; anatomical structure morphogenesis. NCBI's taxonomy places the organism in Eukaryota, Metazoa, Chordata, Lepidosauria, Squamata, Cordylidae.
GCUGUGUAGGUGGUGCGGCCGAGAAGGCUGCCUGCCGAGGACGGCCGGUCGGUGGGGGCAAAUCUGCGCCUUGGCGGGGGGCGAUGUUGUGAGCGGGAGAGUGGGCGGCGCUGCUGCAGCCGCUGCCCCGCUCCCUUCCUGGCCCAGUGGCUCUCGGCGGCCGCUGGCGUGCGCCGGCCGAAGGGCUCAGUGGUGCCUCCGCUUGCGGCGCCGGGGCUGGCGAGGAUGAACGCGCUGGCGGGGCAGCAGCCCCCCAACGCGCACGAACUGCUGGAUGUGGCGGCCGUGUACUGCGACAACCUGAGCUUCUUCCAGCCCGCUGCCGCCACGCAGAGAACCCCAGCCCACCCCGCCGGCGGGUACGGCUUGGCGGAAUCGGGCGGCGGCGGCGGCGGCAGCAGCCCCUACCUGUGGCUGAACGGCUCGGGGGUGGCUUCGAGCCCUUACCUGGCCGGGCCCAACGCCGGGGCUGCCGGCAGCGCCGCCUUUCUGUCCUCGGCCUACGGGGCCGGCGCCCGGCAGCUUCUGGGCGCCCCGUCGGCGGGGCCCGACCUCAGCUGGCUCUCCCUGGCGGGGCAGCAGGACUUCUUCAAGCUAGUGCGGCCGCCCUACUCGUACUCGGCGCUGAUCGCCAUGGCCAUCCAGAGCGCGCCCGACAAGAAGCUCACCUUGAGCCAGAUCUACCAGUACGUGGCCGGCAACUUCCCCUUCUACAAGAAGAGCAAAGCCGGCUGGCAGAACUCCAUCCGCCACAACCUCUCCCUCAACGACUGCUUCAAGAAGGUACCCAGGAACGAGGACGAUCCAGGUAAAGGCAAUUAUUGGACUCUAGACCCAAACUGUGAGAAGAUGUUUGACAAUGGCAACUUCAGGAGGAAGAGGAAGAGAAGAUCUGACCCACCUAAUGGUCCCGAAGCCCCUAACAAGGCAGAGGACAAAAGCAGCAGUUGCAGCCAGCAAGCCCCACACCCUGAUAAUGUGAUCUGCUUGAACUCUGCUGAACUGCCAUCCUCUACAGGUUCUAUGAAUGACUGUAAAUCCCCCAGCCUGGACUCCAGCCGGUGUUUUUCCACAUUUGUUUCCACCAUGAAUGCCACGGCCCAUAGCAGAAGUAGCUUUCCCAGGCAGCUUUCUGCGGGGCUGGGGUCUGAAUUUGUGCACAGAAGGCAGAAUGGGCCCAGCUUGAGCGCUUGCUCUGCUUCUAACAGCAGCCAAACCUCCGGAUAUGAACUCGGUUCUCAGUCGCACUCCAGGGUGAAUUAUUAUGGAGGAGCUGGUUACCCGUCGGGUUGGCUCAGCACCCCUGUCCUGAGCACCUUCAGUGUGAACAAUCUGAUUUAUAAUAGAGAAGGGACGGAAGUUUAAAGGUGUGACAUUCAUGGCCUUUGUGUGAAGUUACCCCACAAGCGGCCUUUGUUUGGUGCCUAGACAUUUUGCCUUAUGCCCAUUAGGCCAGUAGUUUUCAGCCUUUUCGGUCUUUAGCUCCAUUUUAAAAAAGUUUUUGUAUUGUGUCUGUCUCUCCUCUUCUCUCUGUGUGUUUUUCUCCUUCUUCCUCCACUCUUCCCUCCUCUCUCCAUACUUUCUGCCUCUAUCUUUCCAUUUCUGUCCUUCUUCCUCAUCUCUCUCCAUCUUCCUCUUUAAAAAAAAAUCCAAAAGAAACAACAAAAACCCCAGUCAGAGGUGUAUCUAGGGAAAAUAGUGCCUAGGGCAAGCACUGAAAUUGCGCCCCCUGUCCAAACAUUUGACACCCAUCUUUCAGAUAACUUUACCAUAAUAUCAGCUGGAAAAUACAAGUCAAGCUUGUUAAUCUUUUAAUAUUUCAAGAACUAUUUAGCAGCGGACAUAGCCAGACCAAAAAAUGCUGGGAAACUACAAAUUUCAGUAUGCUGGGGCUCAUGAAAUACCGAAAUACUAUGUGGAGGUGUACUUGGAAAACUUAACAAAAGUGCCAGUCUAAUUCUCUACUAUGCAUUGUAGCAUCACUAUGACAUAAGUUUUAAAAAUAAAUGGAGAAUUUGGCUUUUCCCAGAUAAUAAAUAAUUAUCUGAAAACAUUUAAAGGAUAUGCAGAGUAAAAUGUGUCACUGCUUGGAAUAUAUUCGAGUCUUUCAGAAAGACAGUUAAAAUGAGAGAAAGAGAGCAAGAAACUCCCAGUGGGCCUUAAUCCUAAGGAUUUCACACUGAUUCAAAGACAAACUCACCAUUAAUAGCCGUAUUAUUAAGACAUCACAUUUAACUCACUUAUCACAAGAAGCAAAGUAAGAGCAAAUGAAUACAAUCCUAGCUCAUAAGCCUCAGCUCAAUAUUCACAAGCCCUGAUUCUCUGUACUUAGUGCUAAACUAAAUAUGUGUACAGUGACACACACACACACAUUUUAAAAAAUUACCUGUAGCCCCUACGGGGUGGCUUCCUAAAGGCCAUGUGGGGGGGAGUCUGCAAAGGUUACCCCUCCCCCGCUGGCUUCUAGGGCCUCGCAGGGACCAUUUGAGCAUGUGUGGUGGCUGUUUUUAAAAUAUAUAUUUUUUAAAAUGGCUGCUGAAAACAAAAUGGCCACCAUGCAUGCUCAAAUGGCCUCUGCGAGGCCUGGCGUGGCCUAGGGCCUCACAAAGGCCAUUUGAGCAUACAUGGUGGCCAUUUUGUUUUCUGCAGCCAUUUUAAAAAAAAAUUUAAAUGGCGCCCCCCUUCAAGUGACGCCUGGGGCACGUGCCCUGCCUGCUCCACCCUAGAUACGCCCCUGAUCCCAGCGAUGAUUGCACACUUGUGACCCACUUCAUCCCAGGGCACAACCCAGUUUGGUUCCCAAUGAGAGAAGCUGGGAACCACCAACAAGAGUCAUUCCUUGGUAGAGGUGGCCUCCUCAAGCAGUUUGGGUAUCAUUAAGGGUGGCAGUGUGGGCCACAAGCAAACCUGGCCCACAGUCCUGUGAAAUGUCUUCCUGAGCAUGCUAUAUUGUGUUUAGCCGAAUUUCUUGGUAGAGUGAGUAUAUCGGUGCAUACUUUAUCAAGAAGUUCAACUGAACACAAUGUGUUUUGUUAGGUAACAUGGGAGGCUGUCUAAUUCUGAGUCAGACCACUGGUCCAUCUGGCACAAUAUUGUCUACUCUGACAACAGCGGUUUUCCAGGGUUUCAGUUAAUUAUUAUUUUUAAUCAGCUCUACCUAGAGAUGCCAGGGAUCAAACCUGGGACCUUUUCCUUGCCAACACUCUACCUCUGAGCUACAGCCCCAUCCCACCCACCCCCAUUCUACAAUGUGGUACCUUUUGGGUUUUCUGUCUUUGGCACCCAAAUGUCUUGGAUCUGCCCCGUAGGAGUGAGUGUUUUUGUGCCUUAUACAAGACCUUUACUACAAAUUAAAUUAGUGAAAUGUGAUUCUAGCCUCCCUGGCAUCUUCAUCCUUAACAUGUUGACUUGAAAGCAAAUACCAUUGAGCUUAAUAGUCUUUACUUUCAAAGAACUGUGCUAAGAGUCAUCCUGUUGAAUGGGGGAACAGUUCUUGGGGUAGGGGGAAUCCGAUUGAUAUCUCUUAUGGAUCCUGCCCUUGGCUCAUUCAGCCAGUUCAUUCAGUCAUUUCUCUCUUGAUCCUAUGCAUUGUUGCCUUAGGUUCUUGAUUUUAACAAAUGCACUAAUCUACAACAUAGGGGUAUUUUGGAACAUGUAUAUAAGCUGUAUGUGUCCAGUAGAAGGAAAUAACUGUGUUUUGGAAAAUUCUGCAGAUUCCUUUCAAAUUUCAUGUGCAUUGUAGCUAUGUUACUGAUCUAUGCAAUCAACUAAAUAAAAUGCUGUCCCUUAAUUUUUUUUGAA